Messenger RNA from Pseudonaja textilis, 1906 nucleotides. RefSeq names its product pseudouridine synthase 1 (gene PUS1). The record is from RefSeq and is a predicted model, not a curated record. Gene Ontology annotation, biological process: mRNA pseudouridine synthesis; tRNA pseudouridine synthesis. Gene Ontology annotation, molecular function: pseudouridine synthase activity; RNA binding. Lineage: Eukaryota; Metazoa; Chordata; Lepidosauria; Squamata; Elapidae. Gene Ontology annotation, cellular component: nucleus.
CCCGGGUUGGGAAGCCUGGGUUGCCUCGCACGUCGGAAUACUUGCAAAAAGGGUGUUUUUUUUCUUCUUCUCUCUUUCUCUCCAGGCUUCGCUCCUCUCCAGCGCUUUGCUGGAAUGAGGUGGCUGCUUGGGGGGAAAAGGGGGAUUUGGGGUUCUUUGGGGGUCGCCGUUGGGGCAUGGAGAAGCGGUCGGCUGGGGAGGCGCCCGGAUCCUGGGGUUCUCGGGCAAACGAGCAGCCUUCUUCCGCCGGGCGGUUGUUGGAGGUGUAGCCGGUGGGUGGUUGGCGAAGCCUGGAGGGGAACCGCGAGUCUCUGGAGCUGCAGCGCGCGUCAGAAGUGUCUUGCAAUGGCUGAGCAGCUAGGAAGUAUGGAACACAGCCUGGCGAAGAGGCCGAGGGAGGAGCCCCGGAAGCAGGAGGAGAACGGACACGAAGCCAAAAGGCUGAAGGACAACGGGGAAGAGGCCAAGGACGAGACAAGGAAGUUCCCGAAAAAGAAAGUUGUGCUGUUGCUGGUGUAUUGUGGGAAAGGUUACCAUGGAAUGCAGCGCAACGUGAAAAGUUCCCAGUACAGGACAAUUGAGGAUGACCUGGUAUCAGCCCUCAUAAAAUCCGGAUGUAUUCCGGAAAACCACGGAGAAGACAUGAAGAAAAUGUCGUUUCAGAGAUGUGCCCGGACAGAUAAGGGCGUGUCUGCGGCCGGACAGAUCGUUUCCUUGAAGGUCUGGCUGAUCGACGAUAUUUUACAGAAGAUUAACGAGCAUCUUCCUUCUCACAUAAGAAUUUUAGGGCUGAAAAGAGUGACUGGAAAAUUCAAUUCCAAGAACAGAUGCGAUGCCCGGACCUAUUCGUACAUGCUGCCGACGUUUGCCUUUGCCCACAAGGAUGACGCUUCUCCGUGUGAAACCUACCGCAUGAGUGCUGAGACUUUGGACACUGUCAACGACCUCCUGGCUUGCUACAGAGGCACCCACAACUUCCAUAACUUCACCUCCCAGAAGGGCCCCAAGGACCCCAGCGCCAAGCGUUACAUCAUGGAGAUGUUCUGCGAGGAGCCCUUCGUGAGGGACGGUGUGGAGUUCGCGGUAGUGAAGGUGAAAGGACAGAGUUUCAUGAUGCACCAGAUCCGGAAAAUGAUCGGCUUGGUGGUCGCGAUUGUCAAGGGCCACGCCACCCAAUCCAUCAUGGAGCAGAGCUGGGGAGAGGAGAAGGUAGACAUCCCCAAGGCUCCUGGGCUGGGCCUGAUUUUGGAACGGGUCCACUUUGAGAGCUACAACCAACGGUUUGGGGACGACGGUCUCCACGAAGCCCUGGAAUGGGCAGAAGAAGAGGGGAAGAUUGCGGCUUUCAAAGAGCAGCACAUCUACCCCACCAUUAUCAACACGGAGAAGGAAGAAAAGUCCAUGAUGAACUGGCUGGAGACGCUCUUCAACCAUCAGUUUGAUUCCACCAUCUCAAGGCUACAGGAAGACACCAGAGAUGCCAAGUCUGAUCCUGAAGGCAGCGAUGGAUGUGAAGACAAUUCUGAUUGAGGAUUCCAGGCACACUUUGAUAAUUAUGGAUUCACAAUUCUUUGGCCUGAAAAAUCAAGCUUUUUUCAAUGAUGGGUGUUCUUAGGCUUGGAACACAGAUGAACAAGGACAGAAGUUACAUUUCUCGUCCUCUCUGCAGCAGUGGAGACAACGCUAGCUUGAAAAAAAAAACUACUUUAAUUAUGUUCGAUAAAAAAUAAUUUUUAAAAACAUGUUGGAGAAAAAUAGUUAUCGGACUCGUACAGAUAAGUGCAAGGCGUUAAGAAUGCUGUUCCCUUUUGGUUUUUCCAACAGCCAAAAUUAAUUGUUCUUUUGGAAAGCUUUCCGUGAUUAUCGGCUCAGCCAAGUAAUAAGGUUUUUGGAAACUUACUUCCUU